AUGUUCCCCUUGCCAUCACCACCCCAGAAGCGUCGACGCAUUGACCAAUCCCAUGCCCACACUCAGUCUCAUCCGUCACCAUCCUCCAUAUCCACACCCACUGCAACCGCAACCACUACCCUCCCUGAAGCCGGCCCUGGGGCCGAGAAUAGCAACCUGUCCCCUUCUCACCAUCAGCCGCCAAUCCAAGAAGGCAGUCACAACCAUACUAGUGCCCAUAAUUCCGAAUGGCACCACCACCAUCACAACCAGCAUGACUACACCCCUUCUGCUCCACGAAUUCACUCUCACAGCCAGGGUCAGAGCUACAGCUCGCCUGCCUCGAUCGGCGGAAGCGUCAACGGCGGGCCUGGGAGUGGAGGAGGAGCUUUUCACUCGCCUGCAGGCGGCUGGUCGCAGGACGGAUUCUCGCAGGAUCCAGGAUUCUUGGCCUCUCAGGAAGAGUUGCGGUGUAUCCUAUUUUCCCUUGCGCAUUCGGCCGUGCCGACUAGGGUCGGAAGUUUGAGUCCCGAUCUUGCCCAUGAUCAACAACAGCAACAACACCGUCAACUGCAUGAUCAAGAUCCGGAUGAAAAUGACACGAGGGGAAGAAAGCGCCGAGGAGAUGGAUCGUCGUUACGUGCACGCGCACCGGUUUCAAGCGUUAAGAGAAUCGAGUAUUUGAAGAAUUACGUUGCGCAGGUAGCGCCUUGGCUGGACAUGUUCGACUCCCAACACACAUUCCAACAACAAAUGCCCGCAUUAGCACGAACAUUCCCUGCCCUCUCAUACGCCAUCCUCGCGAUCUCCGCCCGCCAAAUAGAACGCAAAAAAGGCGUCCAAGAUUUCUUCGACAGUCUAGAGCUCUACCAAGAGGCGAUCCGACUCCUCGGUCCCGUGCUACAGGUCCGUGAUCCGAAGAUAGUCGCGGCAUGUGUGCUACUGUGCUGCUUGGAGAUGAUGUCGGCGCGGGCGCAGGACUGGCGACGGCAUUUAGAGGGCUGUGCGGCGCUGUUCGGUGCGUUUGGAAUUCAUGGGUUUAGUAAGGGGUUGUUGCAAGCUGUGUUUUGGUGUUAUGCUAGGAUGGAUCUGUGUGGAGCGCUUAUAUCCGAUGGCACUCAAACGACGCUUCUUCAUCCGUCCAAGUGGCUUCCUCCAGGAUGCAAUGAAGGUGAUGCGUAUCGGAUGUUUAACGAAGCGAAAAGCGCAGACAUGCAUGCCAACUACGCGGUGUAUCUGUGUAUGAGAGCAACAGAGCUGGUUUCUGAUCGGACCAAGUUCGUGGAACUCGGAGAAGACAAUGGUUGCACAUCACAGGUCUUUGCCUCUAAGUGGCUUCAACUCUGGAGUGAGCUACAAUGUUGGUUUUCCGAGCGCCCGAGCGAAUUGGUUCCAGUUCAAACCGUCAACCGCAAGCCCUUCCCACAUAUCUUCUUCAUCCACUGGGCGGCGAUCUCCUCCAAUCAACUCUAUCACACAGCAUGCAUUUUGCUGCUGAAGAUAAUGCCCAAAGGCACCAGGCUUCCCCGAUCGCCUACGCUAUCACUGCUAUGGCAUGCGCGUCGAAUCUGUGGCAUCUCCUUGGCGAAUCCACACCAAGGCUGUCUGAACAAUGCCAUCCAACCGCUUUGGAUUGCAGGUCGGCUUUUCAGCCAUAUCACAGAACACCAGCAGAUCAUCCAGUUGAUUCGAGACAUCGAGGCCGAAACGGGAUGGGGGACGUGUUGGCGAAUUCGGGACUUGGAGAUUGCAUGGGGCUACGACACUCGUCGCGGCGCUAGAAAUAGCCACACAAGGACUUAUCCCAUCCCGCUCGAAUCGCAGGGUUAA
Molecule: messenger RNA, 1809 nt
Organism: Aspergillus affinis
Lineage: Eukaryota; Fungi; Ascomycota; Eurotiomycetes; Eurotiales; Aspergillaceae
Product: putative C6 transcription factor
Exons: 3
Coding region: 1-1809 (602 amino acids)
Biological process (GO): positive regulation of transcription by RNA polymerase II
Cellular component (GO): nucleus
Molecular function (GO): DNA-binding transcription factor activity; transcription cis-regulatory region binding
Source: RefSeq, a predicted model, not a curated record